AGCUCAUCCGCACUUUUAGCCUACACACGGAGUUCUGACGUUCGAUUUAAACGUAGUUCCUUCGUUGGAAUUAGACUGUUGAUUCAACGUUGUUGGAGAGCUGGGUUUGAAUUCCUGCAUUUUCUCCCGCAAGAUUGUGUUUGAACCUUUACUGUUCCGAACCCACAAGUCUUGGAGUCAAAACGUAGGAGGGAAAGGACAAGAAAAAGCCAAAAAGGCUAUCUGAAACAUGCUCUCCUUGUUGUGCCUCAUGCUGUUUGUUCCACGUGUGUUCUCCUCAUCGACACCAGUGGCUGUAAUCUUCCCCCAGGACCCGGCGUUGCGGAUGGGCUCCAGCCUGACGGCCACGUGCACAGUGAGCCCCGAGCGGGGGCUGCAUGCCAACACUAUGUACUGGACCAUGAACGGGAAGAGACUCCCUAGUAGCACGUACGACCUGCUGAGCCCCAACUGCCUCAGUGUCACUCUGCACCACCUCAAUGGCUCCCAGCAACAGUCUGGGGACAACCUGGUGUGUCACAGCGGAGAUGGACAUGUCCUAGCUGGCUCCUGUCUCUACGUGGGCAUGCCCCCGGAGAAGCCGGUCAACCUAACCUGCUGGUCCCGAAACACAAAGGACCUGAGCUGCAAGUGGACCCCUGGGGGUCGGGGCGAAACCUUCAUCAAAACCAAAUACACCCUCAAGUACAAAUUGAGGUGGUACGGGCGAGAGAGGGAAUGUGAGGACUACAGCACGGGGCAACGCUACACGUGUUACAUCCCCCGGGACUUGGCCCUCUUUACUCCCUACGAGAUCUGGGUGGAGGCGUCCAAUCAGCUAGGGACUGCCACCUCUGAUGUCAUCACUCUGGAUAUCCUGGAUGUGGUGACCACAGACCCUCCAGACAACGUCCAUGUGAGUCGUGUGGGGGAGCUUGAGGACCAACUGACAGUGCAUUGGGGCAUCCCCCCGGCACUCAAAGACUUCCUCUUCCAGGCCAAAUACCAGAUACGCUACCGACUGGAGGACAGCACUGAAUGGAAGGUGGUGGACAAUGUAGGUAACCAGACAUCGUGCCGGCUAGCGGGGCUAAGGGCAGGGACGGUGUACUUUGUCCAGGUGAGGUGCAACCCAGUGGGGAUCUACGGCUCCAGGAAGGCUGGGAUCUGGAGUGACUGGAGCCACCCUUCAGCUGCCUCCACACCCCACAGUGAGCGGCUGCAGAGUGGAUCAUGUGAGCCCAAGCCAGGCGAACAGAACUCCACCCUGCGACGGGAGCUCAAGCAGUUCUUUGGCUGGGUUCGCAAACACGCCUAUGGCUGCAGCGGCAUGUCAAUCAAACUCUACGACCAGUGGCGGGUGUGGCUGCAGAAAUCGCAUAAAACGCGCAACCAGAUUCUAUAAGGCGAUAAAUCAUAACACAUCCUAAACAUCAUUGAAAUAUUUAAGCAACAUUCACAACAACAACUGAGAAACUGUCAGAAGGCCACUUUGAGGCCUCUCGGUGAAAGCGAUCCAACACUGGAUAUUCCAGCAUUUGGUCACACACAACAACUCUUCUUUGUAGGAAUCCAUGUGGAACAGAAAAAGACCUGAUGCAAGACGCCAGCGUGUUACACUGCUGUCUGCAGCCCUGGAUUAAAAUAGAGUGGAAUCCCAUCUCUAAGAACUUCUCCUCUCCAUCCCCUCCUCUCCACACAAACACACUCUUACACUCACAUCUCCUGGGAGUGCCAAAGUGGAGAGCCUUUUUCUUAGCACAUUUCAGACCAAGGCCCUCUGAUCGCUGAGUGGGAGCAUGGAAAAGUUUCUUAAUGUAGCAUUAGUAUGUGCUCGACUCAGAUGGCCAUAAAUCAUCUUACAGACUACCGUCAGAUCAGACACAUAGUGGCCACCAUCACAUGCUUUUACCACAGACACAAGGGCAUUAUGCAAUCUUGCUGGAAUGUCAUAUACAGUAUAAAGAACUUCACUAAUUCAGCUCCUGUUCUGGAAACUCAAUCACAGAACAUUUGUCAGAAUUCAAUAAGAUGAAGGUAUUUUCAUAAUGUAUUUCCAUUCUAGCAACUUUAAUAGCCACACAGUUGUCUAAGCCACACUAUAUAUAAACAAAAGUAUGUGGACACCCCUUCAAAUGAGUGGAUUCGGUUAUUUCAGCCACACAGGUAUAAAAUGGAGCACACCGCCAUGCAA
Salvelinus namaycush (lake trout) is the source of this 2173-nucleotide messenger RNA. RefSeq names its product cytokine receptor-like factor 1. Gene Ontology annotation, biological process: cytokine-mediated signaling pathway. Lineage: Eukaryota; Metazoa; Chordata; Actinopteri; Salmoniformes; Salmonidae. Gene Ontology annotation, molecular function: protein binding; cytokine receptor activity. The record is from RefSeq and is a predicted model, not a curated record. Gene Ontology annotation, cellular component: external side of plasma membrane. Bases 230 to 1384 code for a protein of 384 amino acids. The transcript has 8 exons.